AUGCCUCCCAAGUUCGAUCCCUCCGAGGUGAAGGUCAUUCACCUCCGUGCGACCGGUGGUGAAGUUGGUGCCUCAUCCGCCCUCGCCCCCAAGAUCGGUCCUCUCGGUCUUUCCCCCAAGAAGGUCGGUGAAGAUAUCGCCAAGGCCACCGGUGACUGGAAGGGUCUCCGUGUCACUGUCAAGUUGACCAUCCAAAACCGUCAAGCCGCCGUCUCCGUCGUUCCCUCCGCUUCCUCCCUCGUCAUCAAGGCCCUUAAGGAGCCUCCCCGAGACCGCAAGAAGGAGAAGAACAUCAAGCACACCAAGUCUGUUCCUCUCGAUGAGAUCAUCAGCAUUGCCCGCACCAUGCGCUUCAAGUCCAUGGCCAAGGACCUGAAGGGUACCGUUCUUGAGAUCCUCGGAACUGCCUUCUCCACUGGCUGCAAGGUCGAUGGCCGCAGCCCCAAGGACAUCUCCGACGACAUCAAGGCCGGCGAGAUUGAGAUUCCUGAGGAGUAA
Messenger RNA from Alternaria arborescens, 498 nucleotides. RefSeq lists its product as hypothetical. Gene Ontology annotation, cellular component: ribosome; cytosolic large ribosomal subunit. Bases 1 to 498 code for a protein of 165 amino acids. Gene Ontology annotation, biological process: translation. The transcript is spliced from 3 exons. Gene Ontology annotation, molecular function: large ribosomal subunit rRNA binding; structural constituent of ribosome. Lineage: Eukaryota; Fungi; Ascomycota; Dothideomycetes; Pleosporales; Pleosporaceae. The record is from RefSeq and is a predicted model, not a curated record.